This is a messenger RNA of Tripterygium wilfordii, 2738 nucleotides long. RefSeq lists its product as uncharacterized. The transcript has 9 exons. The record is from RefSeq and is a predicted model, not a curated record. Bases 595 to 2379 code for a protein of 594 amino acids. NCBI's taxonomy places the organism in Eukaryota, Viridiplantae, Streptophyta, Magnoliopsida, Celastrales, Celastraceae.
AGAAUUUCGGUUUGAUCAUUGAUGUCAUAAAACCUCAAAUUUAGCAAAAAUUAUUUUUUAUGGGUUUGUGAUCCACAAUUUUGAUGCAAGCCCAACCUAGAAUUCUAGAUGUGGGCAACAAAUUAAAACCCCUGUUAUCCAAUCACAAACCCUAGAUUUAUUCUCUUCUACAAUUUUGAAAACGUAUAUGUUCUUUUGCACACUUUCCAUAUGUAACUCAUAUAUGUCAGUGUCACCGUCCAUUUCAACAGUGAAUCGCUACUUGAUUUGUGGAAACACAUUGCUUUGAUUUUUCUUCUCGUUUCCGUGUUUGCCCAAUCUUUUUUUUUUUUGGGUAAGUAAGAUUUAGAACCAAUCUAUCUUUCCGUGUUUGCCGUAUCUAUUUUGAAUUCUGAUUGAAGGGAGAUUUGAUUCAGUGAAAUCCAGAGGUGCCCCAAGAGUUUGGGGCCAAAUCGGUGAAUUGGGUGUUGAUCUGUUUGUAGUUUUAGCCACUAGUUACUGUUGAAUUGUUGAAUCAUUUUACAUACAAAUCAAAGAAACAGGGGGUGUGAAUGAGGGGAAGAUGAUAGGGGUGUUUUUGAUUCUAGAGAGACAAUGACUGGAGGGUCAUUGGGGAUCCGGUCUGGUAGUUAUGGGUCAUUGGAUAAACAGCUGCAAAUCAACGGCAACGGUGUAUUACCAAUCCAGACGACAACACGCAGUAAACCUCCAAAAAUGCUCAAGGAGAAGGAAAGAUUGUUCCAUUGGAUCUGCAAGUUCGCCGGCCGCAAGAAGGUUGGGAUGAUGCUUCUUUGCUUAGUCUCGGCCGCAGUUUUUGUCUGGGUUUUGUAUGUAGGCAAAGGUGAAGAUUCACAGGAUGGUGAUCGCAAUAUUAAUGUGCUCAAUAAUGGCAGCUCGUUUAUAAAUUCUCUCAGUUUUUCACCAACAAACAGAGAGCAAAGUAAUAGCGUGGACAGCAAAACUUCUAUCACAGGAGCCUUUGAAAAUUUUACUUUGGCCCCUCCCCUUCCUCAAUAUUUUACGGGCUAUACUCUUCCACAGGGGCAUAUAUGUAAUAAUUUUGCUUUACCGCCACCACCAGCCGAUAAAAAGAGAACUGGACCACGCCCAUGUCCUGUAUGCUACCUACCUGUGGACGAAGCAAUUGCCUUAAUGCCAAAGGCUCCGUCAUUUUCUCCUGUGCUCAAGAAUCUUACUUAUAUCUAUGAGGAGAAGUUAAAUAGAGAGACAGAAUUUGGGGGCUCAGAGUUUGGUGGAUAUCCUUCUUUGGGUCAAAGAAGUGAUUCUUAUGAUAUAAGAGAGUCAAUGAACGUGCACUGUGGAUUUGUCAAAGGAAUUAAACCUGGUCAUCAGACUGGAUUUGACAUGGAUGACUCUGACCUUCUUGAGAUGGAGCAGUGCCGUGGUGUGGUUGUUGCAUCGGCAAUAUUUGGAGCUUUUGAUUUGAUACAGCAGCCUAGUAAUAUCAGUGAAUAUUCCAAGAAGAACGUUUGUUUCUUCAUGUUUGUGGAUGAAGUAACAGAAGCUUAUUUGAAAAAUAAUAGUGGGUUGGACAGCUACACGAGAGUUGGCCCGUGGAGAGUGGUUGUUGUCCAUAAUCUUCCUUACACAGAUGGAAGACGCAAUGGCAAGAUUCCGAAGCUUCUUGUGCAUAGGAUGUUUCCUAAUGCCCGCUAUUCCUUAUGGAUUGAUGGAAAACUGGAGCUUGUUGUCGAUCCAUAUCAAAUUCUUGAAAGGUUCCUCUGGAGAAAAAAUGCAACUUUUGCGAUUUCUAUACAUUAUAAACGCUUUGAUGUGUUUAUUGAAGCUGAGGCAAAUAAAGCUGCUGCAAAAUAUGAUAAUGCUUCUAUUGACUUUCAAAUCGAAUUUUACAAAAAAGAAGGCUUGACACCUUAUUCUGAAGCUAAGUUGCCCAUUACAAGUGAUGUUCCCGAGGGAUGUGUUAUAAUAAGGGAGCAUGUCCCCAUCAGCAACCUCUUUACAUGUCUUUGGUUCAAUGAAGUGGAUCGCUUCACUUCCCGAGACCAAAUUAGUUUUUCCACUGUGAGAGACAAGAUUAGGGCUAAGACUAAUUGGACUGUUAAUAUGUUCUUGGACUGCGAAAGGCGCAACUUUGUUGUUCAGAAAUACCAUAGAGACGUAUUAGAACGCCUGAGGUCACCUGUGCCAGUUGCCAGACAUCCCCCUCCAUUACCACCAGUUUUGGUUAAUGCAUCGCCAGUGAAAUUGUCAGCCAAGACUUCCCUCGAAAGGGCUGCACCCCCUCCUCCAGGCCGGAAGCUCCCCAGACGUGCUAGGGAUAGGAGGUCUGGUUCAAGGCGCCACCGAAAAAUUGUUGCUGUUGCUGGUGCUGGUGCUGGUGACACUGAUUCCGGUUAAAAUUUUGUCAGACGCGGGUAUCAUUCUUUUUCCUUCCCCCCCUUUUUUUUCCCCAAAUUAUUCAUUGCAGGGAUCAAAAGAUUUGCGCACGAAGAGGAGCAUUGUAGUUCUGUUUCCAUUGGAACACAAUCUCAAUUUUGAUACGUUGGGGCAUCCAUCCGUCAAUCAUCUUUCAAUUUUUUUAUUGUAUAUAUUUGUUUAAUUCCAAUAAACAACACAUGGUUUGGCAGAAUCCUUUGUCAUGGGGAAAACAAAGCCAUUUCCAUCUGUUGUUCCAUUGUUGUAGCAAAUGUUGUAUCCGAACCUCAAUUGUCUAUUACCUAUAUUUAAAGCUUAAACACUACUCCACUUGCAUUAAA